Molecule: messenger RNA, 797 nt
Organism: Tarenaya hassleriana
Lineage: Eukaryota; Viridiplantae; Streptophyta; Magnoliopsida; Brassicales; Cleomaceae
Product: protein RALF-like 22
Exons: 1
Coding region: 280-633 (117 amino acids)
Source: RefSeq, a predicted model, not a curated record
ACUGAUGGAAAGAUACAUGUCUAGAUGCAAAUAUUCUCCGGCUAACGAAUCGGAUGGCAUUUCCGUAAAUAAAUGCUAAACACGACCCGUUAUCUUAAUUUCCUCGGGAUAUAAUAAGAAGCCACAUUACAUUCCCAAGGCCAAAGCCCUGUUGUGGUCUUCAGCUGUCAAGUAGAGAACAAAAGAAAUUAUUCACAGAAAUCCCAGACGAGGAGAAGAGAAGGCAACAAGGAGCAAAUCGAAAGUCUCCGAACCAGAAAGAAGGUUACUUGGGCGGAAAUGGUGAGAUCUCGCGCGAUCUACGGCAUCCUCUCGAUCCUCGCGAUCUUAACCGCAGCCGUCGAAUCCGCCGAUGACUACGGAGCUGCUGUGGGACUCAUCCGCACCGGAUCCUCGCUCUCAGGGUGCAAAGGAUCGAUCGCGGAGUGUAUGGCCGAGGAAGAAGAGCUCGAGCUCGGCUCGGAGAUCAGCAGGCGCAUACUAGCGACGAACAAGUACAUCAGCUACGGUGCGCUCCAGAGGAACAGCGUGCCCUGCUCUCGGCGCGGCGCUUCGUACUACAACUGCCGGAGAGGAGCCCAGGCGAAUCCGUACAGCCGCGGCUGCAGCACCAUCACCAGGUGCAGGCGUUGAAGCAGCCGAAUCGGUAAAGUGAAUUUCCUGUUUUGCCCUUCACUUCCUUUUCUUUCUGUGGUUUUUCUUUUGUUUUCAUUUCAUUUCAUUGUCACACUUUGGGGAAAAAAACUUGUAUUGGUUUCAUAAAAAUAUAAAUAAUGUUCAUAUUCUUCGUAUGUAUA